AAAAAAAAAAAAAAAAAAACAGCGACAUCAGCUAUACUGAUCUGACACUGUCAACCUUUCGACUUUCAAGCACGCUACUAUACCAAUCACAGCCACAACAAUGCUGAAAAUGCUGUCCUCUCACACCAAACGGCUCACCAACUACAGAGUUGGACACAUUUCGAUCAACCUUCCACCCCACUACCCGGCGCGUCACAGUCUCGAUCUGGCGUCGGCUAUACUUCCAGGAUCUUUCUACGAGCCCCGCCGUUUUCUCGUUCCGAAUCGGAUUACUCGUUCAAUUCCCCAAACCCGACCGUCCACCACGCCCUUGAGUCAACUCCCCUCGCUGGCUCUCCUGCCUCUACCCCGCUAUCAACCCCUUUUGAUACGCCUGUGGCCACGCCUGUUCUUGGGCCCGUCAAAUCUGUCGAAAUGUCUUGGAACGGUUCCCGUCACACCACCUUUGAGUCCACUUAGGGUGCCUCCACUCCCUUUUGUGGCAGCAUCAUGCCAAGUCGAUUACGACCCCGGCUUUUUAGGAGCAUUGGAUGAAGAUAUGGGGAGACUUUGGGCUGAUAGAGCGGGGAAAUUGGAAUCCGAUAUUCAACUUCGACAAGUCGUAAUUGCCAGUUAUCAGGGGGACAUUGCGGAGCUUACAGAGCAGGCCAGGAGGUCGUUGCGGGCAGAUUUGCAGAGGAGGGUAGCCUAUUGGGGAUACACUGAGGAUUCCGAAGCGGGCAAAAGACUUGAGGAGAAGGUUGAUCAAGCAAUGUCUUUACCACAGGCGUCUCUACCUCUCCAUGCCCGACGCGGUUCGGUUGAUGCCCGCCAGCCAGCAAUUCCUCAAGACUAUAGUAAAAAUGAUAAUCCCGACGGAGGUCCGAUCCUUACGGCAACUCCCAACCCCCAAUCCAAUGUCCAAAACAGUCAUCUUCAUCUACUGAACACUGCCCGUGAAGAAAGUGGAAGGUUGAAUGGUGUCUUAGGUAUUGGCGGGUCACUUGUCGAGAUGCAACAAUCACCAGACCUGGACGAUGACAUCGAACCCAGCAUCUCAAACCCGUCUGGUCCUUCCCAGGGCGGGUUUCCACACUUGGACUUGCAGUAUCCUCGCACAACCUUAACUUCCUGGCUUUAUUCCGACACGGACAUGGAGUCACGUUUCGCAUCCUUGUCUCUCCGGGCCCCUAGGUCUGAGACUGAACCUAUUGCUCCCAUCUCACCUACCGCCCAGACAACGCCUACCUCUACCACCACCCCGGGCGACCCUAUGUCUCGCGUGCUCCUUGCAGCUUCGACCGACCAGGAGACAGCGGCAUCAAAUGCCCAAUUACGAGCAGUGGAAGAGCGACGUGAACGCAUUCGGACACUCCGGGAGAAAUUGGCAAGCACCAUGAGCUUACAGUGUGAUGUUGCCGACGCGGUCACGCUUUUGAAACGUACGCGUCAAAUACAAGAAGAGAGAUGUGAAUUCAAAAAAGGGAUCAUUGCAGAGCUUCAACGGAGGGUAGAUGCGGGAGAAGGAAUGCCGGACAUGGAAGGAGAGUUUAUGGACAUGGAAAGCCAGAUACGACAUUAUGAGAGGGAACAAUCCGAGGAGGAAAAGCACAUAAGUCAAGAUUGGCUGGAACAAGAGUACUAUCUGGCCGAGGUGGAGCGGAUCAAGGAGAAAGUCAGGCGGAUCCAACAGGAACUCCGAGAGUUGGAAGUUGCGAACUGCGAGACCGCGCUUCCACAACCAUGA
Neurospora hispaniola is the source of this 1726-nucleotide messenger RNA. RefSeq lists its product as uncharacterized. The transcript is spliced from 7 exons. NCBI's taxonomy places the organism in Eukaryota, Fungi, Ascomycota, Sordariomycetes, Sordariales, Sordariaceae. The record is from RefSeq and is a predicted model, not a curated record. The coding region runs from base 101 to 1726 and encodes 541 amino acids.